Messenger RNA from Aspergillus costaricaensis CBS 115574, 2029 nucleotides. Its product is annotated as DNA-directed DNA polymerase alpha subunit POL12. Lineage: Eukaryota; Fungi; Ascomycota; Eurotiomycetes; Eurotiales; Aspergillaceae. Gene Ontology annotation, molecular function: DNA binding. The record is from RefSeq and is a predicted model, not a curated record. The transcript is spliced from 4 exons. Bases 20 to 1972 code for a protein of 650 amino acids. Gene Ontology annotation, cellular component: alpha DNA polymerase:primase complex. Gene Ontology annotation, biological process: DNA replication; DNA replication initiation.
AUUCAGGGUUCCAGUCAACAUGGAGGAUUCUGUCGCAGAGCUCAAUGAGCUCUUUGCUGCCGCUGCUCCAGAUGGUCUACCCAAGGAUGUUCUCACCGAGUUGCAGUCAAUCCUGCGCAUCCACUCCAUCUCCGCGCAGGAGCUCUUUUACAAAUGGGAGUCUUACUGUCUGAAGAUGGGCCCGGACGAGUUGAAGAUGGACUUGGGUACCGUGCGACUGUUCAAGAAAGAUGUGCAGGAUACGUUGGAGCGAGAAGCCCGCGGCAAAGCAGGCCGACAGAUGGAGAGGAAACCAGCAGUGCCGGCCACCCCGCGCGCUGCUACGUCAGAUGUUUUUGGCAUGCUGGACGGAUUAACACCAGGUGCUUCUGGUCGGAGCAAUGCCGGUUCAGCGAAGCGGAAAUCCGACUUUGCUUCGCCAUCAAUCUCUAAGAUCGGGAGAACCGAACACAAUGGAUCUCCGAUGAGUACCAGUGUGAAACAGACAAACGGUGAUGGGUUACAAUCCAUUCCCUUUUCCCAGCGCCAAAAUGCAGGCGAAACCAUCGAAACCAUCAACCCCCAUCUCCCACAAGCAGAGGCCCCUAUCGCGCCAUACUCCGAAGCCCGCAUACGACCGACGGCGAACACAGACCUGAAGAAGUUCGGAUACAAGCCUAUGGCCAUGAGACUGGCCGAGGCAUCGGAAAUCCUGGACGACCGCAUCGACGAAUUCAUGGCAUUGUUUGAGAAACAGUACGGCAGUGACGAGAUCACAUUCGGCAGCGCUGCCACGCAGAGCACCAGCGAGAUCGUGGCCGUCGGCCGCAUCGCAUCCGACAGUAUGGAAGGAAAACUCAACACCGCGUCACUCGUGCUCGAGACGUCCAGACGUACAGGAGCAGGCAUCCGUGUUCCACUGAAACUCGAAUCCGUGCCAUCUGCCAACUUCUUCCCGGGCCAGAUCGUGGCGCUGCGCGGCAUUAAUGCGUCCGGCAACUACUUCUCCGUCAAAGAGGUCCUCCCCACACCCCUUCUCCCACCGGCCGCAUCGUCAGUCGUCAACCUCGAAACCAUCAACCAGAGACUCGAAGACGCUGGCCCAGCGCCCUUGAACGUUCUCGUCGCUGCCGGCCCGUACACAGCAGACGACAACCUCGACUACGAGCCACUGAAAGAGAUCUGCCGCAAGGCAGCAGACAGCUAUGCGGACGGUCUUGUCCUGCUGGGGCCAUUCCUAGACAUCGAGCAUCCCCUGCUGGCCUCGGGGGAUUUCGACCUGCCCGAGAUCAACGGCGUAGACCCGGACACGGUGACGCUGACUACAGUAUUCCGGCACUGCAUCUCAGCGCCGCUACAGCGACUCGUGGCAGCCGUGCCCAGCAUCACGAUCGUGCUGGUGCCGUCCGUCCGCGACGCAGUCAGCAAGCACGUCUCCUGGCCACAGGAGCAGCUACCCAAGAAGGAGCUGGGCCUGCCGAAGCAGGUUCGCAUGGUGUCGAACCCGGUGACGCUGUCACUGAACGAGACAGUCAUUGGGAUGUGCUCGCACGACGUGCUGUACGAGCUGCGCCGCGAGGAGGUACUCCACGGCAAACCAACGGAGGGGAACCUCCUGACAAGACUGCCCAAGUACAUGAUCGAGCAGCGACACUUCCAGCCGAUGUUCCCGACAUCGAGCAGAGACAUGCUGCCACGAGCGGGAACCGGCCUUGCAACGGGGGGAAUGGUCGAUGUGAGCUAUUCGAAGCUGGGCGAGUGGUGGAAUGUGCGGCCGGACGUGUUGAUAACGCCGAGCAUGCUGCCGCCGUUUGUUAAGGUAGUGGACAGCGUAACAGUGAUCAACCCCGGCACGCUCUCCAAACGCCGCGGCGCAGGUACAUACGCACAGAUGGCGAUUCAGCCACGACGGAUAGAAGACGACGAGAGGGAGCAGAAGCAGGUCAGCCAUAAAUUGUAUGAACGGGCCCGGGUAGACAUAAUACGGAUAUAGCGCAGCGCAGCAUAGCAACAGCAGCAGCAGUAGUAUACAUGAUAAUGAUGAUUCCAC